AUGUUGUUGAUACUUAUUCUUUUGGCGACCAUCCUGGGGCUGAGGGCUCAUGCGAAGCCGACAUCUCAUGCAUCAUCAACACAUACACAUGCACCAACAACGUCGGCUUAUGCAUCACCUACUUCUUCUCAGACAGGGGUGACCUGCACGAUUAAGCCAGCAGCCCAUGGCAAGGAUUCUGCAGCAAAUAUUCAAGAAGCCUUCAAGAGUUGUGGACAGGCCAAAGACGGACUUCGCAACCGCAUCGUGUUUCAGAACACCACUUACACCAUUGCAAGCGUAUUGGAAACCACCGGCUUGAAGAAUGUCGACAUCGAGUUGCAUGGCACACUCUCUUGGGACAACUCGAACAUCAGUUAUUGGCUGAACAACUCGUUACCCGUUGGAUAUCAGAACCAAAGCACUGCUUGGAGACUCGGCGGAGACAGUAUCACAUUUCAAGGAUAUAGCUCUGGUACCUUUAAUGGUAAUGGAGAUGUCUGGUAUCGAUUCAUCAACGGAAGGUCAAAUUACCCUAGACGGCCGCACCAAUUGACCAUCACCGAGACCACAAACUCGACCUUUGAAGGGUUGAUCUUCCUUCAGAGCCAGAUGUGGACGAUGACAGUGAUCCACUCAGCGGAUGUUCUCUUGCAGGACAUAUAUGUCAAUAACACUUCGAAGACUGGCGCACCAACUGUCAACACUGAUGGAUGCGACACUAUUUACGCCAACAACAUCACCUUCCGCAGGUGGAUUAUAGACAAUGGCGACGACGCAAUCUCGCCAAAAGCAAACUCGACCAACAUCCUAAUUGAAGACAGCGAGUUUUACAGAGGAUCUGGCGUCGCCCUUGGAAGCAUCGGUCAGAUGAAUGGUCAAUUCGAAACGAUUGAAAACGUGACUUGUCGCAAUAUCACAUCUCAUAACACCAAGAAUGGUGCCUACAUCAAGACGUCAGUAGCUUGUGCUCAUCUCGCUCAACAUCUGCUAACAACACCACAGNNAUGGACUGGAGUGAACAAGGGUCUCCCACCAAAUGGAGGAGGUGGUGGCAUAGGCUAUGCGCAGAAUCUCACCUUCGAGAAUUUCAAGCUGAUCAAUGUCCAAAAGGCAUUUACGAUCACCCAGUGUACCAACUUCGAAGGCAAUCAGGGCGAUUGUGAUACAUCAAAGUUCAACAUUCGCGAUGUGUUCUUGAAAGACUUCUCGGGCACAGUCCGUGGAGACGUUGUGUCGACGAUGCAGUGCAGUGCAGCAGCACCUUGCCGCAACAUCCAGCUGUCCAGUGUAGUCCUGGAGAACAGCUCGAACAACACAACGCCGAGACAGUAUCAAUGCGAUAGUGUCAAGCAGACAGUAGGGUUCAAUUGCACAGGCGCCCCGGACGGCGAAGAUAAUGCAUUCAAGAGGUGA
Messenger RNA from Aureobasidium musti, 1395 nucleotides. The record is from the annotation of a GenBank genome assembly. NCBI's taxonomy places the organism in Eukaryota, Fungi, Ascomycota, Dothideomycetes, Dothideales, Saccotheciaceae.